Paramecium pentaurelia is the source of this 1156-nucleotide messenger RNA. The record is from the annotation of a GenBank genome assembly. NCBI's taxonomy places the organism in Eukaryota, Ciliophora, Oligohymenophorea, Peniculida, Parameciidae.
AUGAAUUAUUAAAGUCAAUUAAGUGAUAGUUUGAUAGAACAAAAUUAAUCACAGGUGUAAAUACCGAAUUUUCUAUUUGAAUAAGGCAGAAGUAUAUUGAUUAAAAAAAAUCAGAUCAAAAUGAUUCUUUCAAUUAUCAAAUAUGUUUUUGGAAUGCUAUUAGUAAGAAUAUCUAUAUUCUAAGAUCAUUUCGAAAUUUAUGUUGGUUACAGAUGAAAUUAAUUUAUCUCAAUAACAUUUUCGAUAUUCUUUGUAAUAUAUCGACAUAUGGCUUUAUAUAACAGGUUAUUAUUAGUUUUACAUUAGUUAUUCAUAGCUUUAUUUCAAUGGUUUAGUAUAGAGUUAUUUAAAAAUACUUAAAUAAAUACUCCAUCAUCUUUUAAUUAGCUGUAAAAAUGGGAUUAGUUAAUAUUAUUUCUAUUGAAUAAGGAUUGGACUAAUAAUAACAAUAGUAAUAAAUUGAAGAAUAAAAUGAUUAUUAAAAUCAAUAAUUAAUUGGUAGACUCUUACUUUUUGAUUAAAGAAAUAUAUUUGUAUCAAAAUUGAGUCAAGAAAUUUAUGUACUUAGAAAAUAUAUAAUUAUUAGGAAAAAUUGUAAGACAAGUUUAAAUGUUUGAAAAUUUUAAAUAAACUAUUGGUGAUAGCAUUUUUUUUCAUUUAACUAUUAGCUGUGAUAAUAUUAUUCAAUAGUGAUAGCCUAUUUUUAGUUGAUAGAUUAUUUUAUUUUUUAUGCAUGGUUUAUAUGAUUUUAGUACUUAUCUAAUUAAUUUAGGUGGUUUUAUUUGGAUUAAACUAAUAUUUUAAAACUUUUGUCUUAGUACUUUUGUGGAUAGUAUUUUCACCUGUUUUAAUAUGUUAUGAAAUUUAUAAGUGUUGUAAAAGAAGAAAAGAGCAAAGCCUUGAAAAAAAAAAAAUUUUGAAGGAUCUUAAAGAGAUCCUUUACAAUUAGAGCAAAGAUCAUAUGGAAAGUAUUCAUAAAUUUAUUAAAUUAGAUACUGAUUGUGCCAUAUGCAUGUAAAAAUUAUAAAACUAAGAAAAAGUUAUAGUAUUGUCUUGCUCAGAGAAACAUGUAUUUCAUACUGAUUGCAUAGUGGAUUGGCUAAAAUUAAAUUUAAAUUGUCCACUAUGUAGAAAAUAAGUAAUAGAUGAAAUUUGA